This is a messenger RNA of Prorocentrum cordatum, 3584 nucleotides long. The record is from the annotation of a GenBank genome assembly. NCBI's taxonomy places the organism in Eukaryota, Dinophyceae, Prorocentrales, Prorocentraceae.
CGGCUUGUUUUUCUCACGCACACAGUCAUCCGGCAGUGGGUCUGGGCCUGCUCCGGACGGCGCUGUGGCUCGAGCCCAGGUUCCCAGGCCCCUCUCCGCCGAGAGGCCCCGUCAGCUCGGGCCCGCGGCGCCCGCGGCCGCUGCAGGGCGACCCCGCCCCCCCCCCUUCGCCGCGCGGUGGGCGCAGCGGUCCGGUGCGCUUCGAGAUGAGCUCGCGCGCAGUCGGCUCACCGGACUGCAAGGCGCCGCCCGAGGUCGACGCGGAGGCGGGCCCGGCUUUGGAGAGCGCGGCUUCCGUGCAGCUCGAGCUCGGCAGAUCUCCCCCUCGGCGGCCUGUCGGGACGGUGGCCCGACCUGCCGCCUGGUCGGCUGCAGCACGCCGGCGCCCGCCGCCAAGAGCACCACGGAGGUCCCGAGGCUGGAGUUCCAGGAGUUCCGCCGGCGCGCUUCCGCGUUGAUCGGCGAGUUCUUCUGCUCUGGGGGCGUGGGCGGCAUGGUGGCCUCCGUGUAGGCGCUGGCCUCCCCAUCGUUCCACGACGAGCUGGCGCACCAGCUGCUGCGUGCCGCCCUGGAUCGCAAGGAGGCGGAGCGGAAGGCCGGUGCCACCUCGCCGACGCGCAGCUCGUUCGGGGGUUCGAGAAGCUCGUGCUGGUGUUAAGUCGUACAUGUCCCUCCUCUACAGGAUAAAUAUUCAAAAGAAUAGUCAAACAAUGUAGUCUGGGGAAGAGUUCCCUACUCUUUUGGACCAUGUUUGAGCGUUUUUGUUGAGCAUGUUCUAUUUCUCUUACAGAAUCCGCCUGUGUAGGGGGACAUGCCCGACCUGAUGCUGGGGCGGAGAGACCUGCAGCUGGGUUUACCGGGAGCGCCAGAUCAGCUGGUCGCGCUGCUCUCGGAGAAGGCCGGAUCUCCGAGCAGGCAAGGUGCGGCAAGGGCCUCUUCGCGCGGAUGCCAGAGGGCCUCCCCUCCUCCGCCUCCUGCAGCGCGAGAGCUCGCCGAGGGGGCGCGGAUCGUGCGGGGCGCUGGCGGUGCACCCUGGAGGAGCUGCAGCCGCGCGCAGGUCAGGACCGAGCUCCGCGCGCGCCUGGAGGCCGACCCCUUCCGCGGCCGCGCCACGGGCGAGCCGACGAGGAGGCUGCGCGCCGCGGGCCCCGAGCCCCUCGGCCCUCGGGCAGGGAACAACAAAAACCACGACGGGGCUACGGGGCGUGAAAGCGACCACAGCCACCGCUUUUCUUCUGUUGCCGCCUUCCAGUCCGCAGAAACAGAGCAGUGGCUGUGGUCAUUUUCGUUGAGCCUGGCACCAGGGAAAUGACCACAACCACUGCUUCUUUUUCGGCCGGCUGGAAGGUGGCGCAAACAAGAAGCAGUGGCUGUGGUCAUUUUCCAGUCCCGCAGGGAGAUUUUUCGCUAUGUUCGGCCUCCGGGGCCCACGCCGGGCCUCGGGGCCGUCCAAAAGCGACCCAGGAUGAGACGCCUGUCCAGGGGAAGGGGUCGAGACCUCCAGGGGUCGACGCAGUGAAAAAUCAUGACGUCGGGGGUCUGGCUGGGGAGGUGGCCGCGCGCCGCGGACGAGGCCGCCCUGCACCACGGGGUGGUCCUCGGAGCUCGCCUGGACUCCUCGGUCGGGAACCCGAACGCGUACCGGACGUCGUGCUUCGACCACGCGGGGGCUGCUGGCGGAGAGGCGGGGCCUGGUGCUCGGCAUGCUCGGCCAGCUGCGCAGCGCCGCCGAGGUCCUGGCAGCAGGACGAGGUGGACGUCCAGCUCGGCCUCCCGCGGCUGCGGGACGCGGCGGAGGGCAUCGAAGCCACCCAGCCGGGCACCGCGGAGCACCUCGUGCUCGUGGCACUGCUCGCGGGCGCAGCGGAGCGGGAGCUGCUCCCCGCCGAGUGCCCCACGAGCGCCUGCCGGCUCCGCUCUUCGGCGGCGCGCGCGGCAGCCAGGCGCUGCGGGCCGCCCGGCGGCGGAUUUCCCCCCUGCACUCCCGCAAGGCUCGGAGCUCCGGCGACGCGCGCCGCUUCGGGGAGGGAGGAGGUUCGCGAGGCGAUCCUGGAGUUCUUCGGCUCGAGGGACGUGGAGGAGCUCGCCCACAUCUCGGAGGAGCUGCACCUCUCGGAGAAGCAGCAGACCGCCUUCGUACGCAAGCUCCUCGCGACGGGGAUCGAGACGGGCGAGUCGGAGGCGGCCCUCCUGGCCGUCUCGCGGCUGCUCGGGAGGGCGUGGUCCGGCAGCGAGGUGCGCGGUGCCUUCGAGCAGCUGCGCGGCAUGGCCGAGGACUGAGUGCUGGACUUCCCGCAGUGCCGGGAGCAAACCACGCAGCUGGUGUCGCGCGCCGCCGACAGUGGGCUCCUCGAGAGGGCGGGCGUCAUGUACCAUGGCAUCACCAUCGUGUGAUUGAGCGAAGAGUUUUGCUUUUAAACCACCACAUCGGAAAGAAUCGCACGUUUCCAUUGUGCCGAUAUUGAUGGUCUCUGAUAUUUUUCAACUUGAGCGUAUGUUGAAUUCUGCCCCGACUCUGGACGGAGUGCAGCUGGGUUGACCUGUCACGUCUUCACAUGUGCAGCCACCCCAGCUAGCAGUUGCGAGGAGGAGCGCCUUGAGUGUCUGGAAACAAAGUAGGCACAGCUGCGUGAAGCGACAGCAUGUGAAAUUGAUGUGUGCAAGAGCCAUUGUUGGGGCCUUGUACGUGCGGCCCCAGCAUUGGCCGCGGCAAGAGCCGGCACGGCCGACGAUGGAGCCGCCGGGUGCUGUUCCGAUGGGUUGCUGAAUUCCCCCCUGGCACCCGCGUCACGUGACCUCUUCCUGUCCUGUGAGUCGGUCGAGAGUCGAGGCGAACGAGUCGAGGACCUGUCAAGAUUCUUGGUUCUCUGCGCGCGGAGCCCAUGACGUUUGAAUACGUGCUCGUUCCCGAAUUUGCAGGCGUGCCUCCUUUCGCUUGUGAAACUCAAAAAAAAAACAAGCACAAAACAAAGCAACAACAAAAAAACAAAACAGAAAGCAUUACACUGCGGACCUCGGUUCCAGUGAGCGUGGCCUCUGGUUUUGCGUUUCUCUUGUGGGGCUCGUGUGGCUUGGCUGGAGAGGCCGCUGGGCCAAUUUCAUGGGCUUGCGACUGGCCUCGCCUUGCCACCGCAUCCCUCCUGCUGCCGCCUUUGCCUCGCAUGGUGCUGUGUCAUUCCAUUGCGGGUCCAGGUUCCAGACAGCUUCUUUCGGAUAAGAAAACACGCCAUGAACAUAAGCUUUUGGCGUUCCGCUCUAGUUUCUUGGAUCCGCGCGGGGGGGCCCCUCUGCGGCGCCUCCUGCGCCGCCCCUGGCUUGCGCAUGCCCACGACUGGACGUCGUCCGAAGGCGCAUGCUUUGCAGUACGUUGUUCGUGUUCCUUCUCCGCUCUCCUUCCUCUUCUCUUCCUUCUCCUCCCCCCCUCCCGCGCCCUUGGUGUCGGAAUUCGAUACGGCACUAUGCCAGCCGAGGGCAAGGGAAAUCAGUUUCACCUGCACUUCAACAACUCGUUCGUUUGAUGCGUGCCGCCGAGAGGCAGGUGCGAAAAUAUCAUUACACCUUGUAUCCUGCACGAGCCGAAUAAA